AUGAGCAAAAGAGAAAAUGAAGAGGCUCAUAAAGGCAAAAAGGGAGGAGCCUUCCAUACACCCUGGAUAAACGCAAAAAGGCCGCGAGAGAUCAGACUUUCAGAAUUGAUCAAAAUCGAAGAUGAGAAACCAGCCGGAAAGACUGAAGAGAGUUCCUGUCAACUUCAAAAAGUUCGAUUCAUAGCAGAGGGAGAAAAACUACCGAUGCAAUUCGAAAUCGUUGGAUUUGUUAGAGACAUUUUGGGCGAUAUGCAACAAGACGAAAAUUGCGAAUUUUCACUGACUGUCAGAGUUGGUGAUUGCUCUGGAACAUUAAAUGCGAUUAUAUGCCACAAUGCGCUGGAGAAGCUUUUCAACACUAAAAUGCCCAAAUCGCCGAGAAAAUCAUGGCCCCCAGAUCUCAAGAAAGAAUUAAAACAGAAGUGUAGAGAGGGCGCGAAAAUAUUCUACGACUUUUACGGGAAGAUGUGCAUGAUGAGACGUCCUGCGAAGUCUGCUGUGAAUUUUGAAGUUCGCGAUUUUAUCGAAAUAACCGAUACGAAAGUGCCUCGUCAGCCUUUGAUCGAACUUCCUGAGCAUAACGUCCCGCUAAACCUUGAUUACCAAGCUCCAUUGAGUGAGAACAAGGCUCCGAACGAUUCCGAUAACCUUACAGUGAUCACGUUUGAGCCAUCUGACCCACCACCAGAUAAUUUACCGACUCAAGAACAUCUCGAUUUCCUCAAAGAAAAUUUUGGACACAGCCAAUUUCGCGACAAUCAAUGGAAAGUGAUCUCAUCAAUAAUUUAUGGCAGAAACGACCAACUUGUGAUAAUGGCGACCGGUCAUGGAAAAUCGCUUUGCUUUCAGUACCCGACUCUUUGGAUGAACGCUCAUGUGAUCUGCAUUUGUCCACUGAUUUCUCUGAUGCAAGAUCAAGUGGAACAACUGAAUAGCAAGGGUAUUCCCGCUUGCUUCCUUGGAAGUGCCCAGAAGGAGAAACGAAUUACUCUGGCGAAAAUCUACAACAGGAACUACAGGGCUAUUUAUGUUUGUCCAGAAUGGAUAGAGAAAAAUAUCCUCCAGCUGAGAAGAAUUAUGAGCAAAAUUCCCGUAGCGCUCUUUGCGAUCGAUGAAGGAAUGUUUUCAAGAAACAUACUAGCUCACUGUGUUAGCGAAUGGGGUCAUGACUUCCGAAAAGCUUACAUGAAUUUGUCAGCUCUGAAGACUCUCAGUCCCAGAACACCGAUGGUAGCAUUGACUGGAACCGCUACGGUUGAAAUGCGGGAUGAAAUUAGCAAGUGCUUGAAAAUGGAAAACACCCUGAAAACCGUUGGAAGCUUCGACCGCCCAAAUAUCUACAUCAAAAUUGAGAAGAAAACAACAAUGUCCGACGAUCUCAUCAAAUCUGAUGCAAUUCAGACAGACAAAAGUAUAUUUUUUCGAGGUCUUGCCUGA
Molecule: messenger RNA, 1437 nt
Organism: Oikopleura dioica
Lineage: Eukaryota; Metazoa; Chordata; Appendicularia; Copelata; Oikopleuridae
Source: the annotation of a GenBank genome assembly